This is a messenger RNA of Orussus abietinus, 1172 nucleotides long. RefSeq names its product adenylate kinase (gene Ak2). Gene Ontology annotation, cellular component: cytoplasm; mitochondrion. Gene Ontology annotation, biological process: ADP biosynthetic process. Gene Ontology annotation, molecular function: ATP binding; AMP kinase activity. The record is from RefSeq and is a predicted model, not a curated record. Bases 135 to 881 code for a protein of 248 amino acids. Lineage: Eukaryota; Metazoa; Arthropoda; Insecta; Hymenoptera; Orussidae. The transcript is spliced from 4 exons.
GGUCCGUUGCAAUCCGUGUCUGGUUCGCAAGUGCCGAAGUUGAAGGUUAUCACCGAUGUACAUCCCUGCGUAGGGUGCUGAAUUGUUCCUUUACAAGUAAUUAGAAAAAGAACGAGGUGUAAUUAACGGCAAACAUGGCUCCGAAAGCAGAAAUAAUACCACAGGAAAAAUUGGAAGUUCCUCCAAGGGGUAUUAACGCCGUGUUGUUGGGUCCUCCCGGUAGUGGGAAAGGCACUCAAGCACCGCUUCUUAAGGAUAGGUACUGCGUGUGUCAUCUUUCAACGGGUGACAUGUUGAGAACGGAGGUCAGUUCUGGAUCUGCACUUGGAUUGGAAUUGAAGAAAAUUAUGGACGAAGGCAAAUUGGUCGGUGACGAUCUUGUGGUCAACAUGAUAAACAAAAGUUUAGACAAACCUGAAUGCAAUCGUGGAUUUUUGCUCGAUGGUUUCCCAAGGAACGUGUCUCAGGCUGAGAAAUUAGAUAGCAUGCUGAAGAAAAGAAAUUCGAAACUUGAUGCCGUGAUAGAAUUCGGAAUCGAUGAUAAAUUAUUAAUAAAACGAAUCACUGGGCGACUGAUCCACCCUUCUAGUGGAAGAUCUUACCAUGAAGAGUUCGCACCCCCAAAGGUUCAAAUGAAAGAUGAUGUUACCGGGGAGCCACUUAUCAAAAGAUCUGACGAUAACGAAGACGCUUUGAAGAAACGAUUGGUUACAUAUCAUAAACAGACUCAACCUCUGAUCGAUUAUUAUACUUUGCAAGGCGUUCAUUUUUACGUUGAUGCAGCUAAGUCUAGCGAAGAAGUAUUUAAGAAUAUUGAUUCCAUUUUCUUAUCUACUAUGAAGAAAAAGGAAAAAAAGAAUUUCUUUAGUAGAUUCUUCUGAAGUUUUAAUAAUAGGAGAAAAUAAUAUUUUCUGGAUGUCGUCAAGUUUAAAGAGAGACUAGUUGUUCUCGUCCCAGGUCUUAAGGGGAUGUGAAAAUGGCAUCCGAAGAGUCAAUCGUUCAUGAAACUUUUCUCCAAACGGGGUGUGCCAAAUUGUUUCAAACUUUACAACGUGAAUGCAGAGGAUAUAAGAAAGGUUCUGAUACCCAUGAAAUUUGAGUUUUUAUAACAAAUUUUUAAAGUAUCUGUGCUCAAAUUAAAAAAUUUAAAAUUUCAUGAGUUCAGGACCUUC